This is a messenger RNA of Sphaeramia orbicularis (orbiculate cardinalfish), 2383 nucleotides long. It is a transcript of the gene psme3ip1, whose product is annotated as proteasome activator subunit 3 interacting protein 1. The record is from RefSeq and is a predicted model, not a curated record. Gene Ontology annotation, cellular component: nucleus. The transcript is spliced from 7 exons. Lineage: Eukaryota; Metazoa; Chordata; Actinopteri; Kurtiformes; Apogonidae. Bases 108 to 956 code for a protein of 282 amino acids.
GAUCAGCUGUUUCGCCGGACUGUUUUAACUGUGACACUAAACGUCAUUGGUUUGGGUCGCAGCAGGUUUCGGAGUGCAGUCAGCGGAGUUCGGUGAAUUCAAGUGCAAUGGCGGGAGGAGGGGCCGCAGGCGUCGACCUCAGCAGGAAGUUUGUGUCGGAGGCUGAGCUCGAUGAAAGGAGGAAGAAGAGGCAAGAGGAGUGGGAGAAGGUCCGCAAACCUGAUGACCCCGAGGAGGCGCCCGAGGAGGAGUACGACCCCCGAUCGCUGUUCGAACGACUGCAGGAGCAAAAAGACAAGAAACAGGAGGAAUUUGAGGAGCAGUUUAAAUUCAAGAACAUGGUGAGGGGAUUGGACGAGGAUGAGACCAGCUUCCUGGAUGAGGUCUCCCGGCAACAGUGCCUCGUGGAGAAGCAACGCAGGGACGAGGAGAAGCAGGAACUGCUGGAAUACAGAAGCGCUCUGGCCAAACAAGCAUCGACUGAAAACCGCAAAGAACCAGAAAAGAAAGUGGCUCCGAAGCAGGUCCUGGGGGAGCAGAGGACCAGUCACCUGUCCCAGGCACAUCUACUGGCAGGAGCUGUGAAGAGACGCAGCUCCUCCCAGUCCUCAGACAGCAGCAAGAAACAGAAGGUGGAGAUCACAACUACGACCACAAAAGAAACCACAGGAAACGGAGCUGCACGCACAGAACAGCCGGCAGGAGCGGGCGGAGGAUCAGGGGGAGGAGCUGAAGAACAGCGGGCCGUCCCCGGCCUGGCGGCCAAAACCCCCUCUGCUCCCCUGGGCUCCGGUCAAGGCGUGCUACACCUGCCGUCGGCAGCGGUGUGCGUGGGCGUUUUACCAGGACUCUGGGUUUAUUCCGGCAGCAGCGACUCUGACAGCAGCUCGGACAGCGAAGGUAGCGUGGACGCAAUCAUGUCGCCGUACCCCCGGCACAACAGGGCGUACAGAUAGACACACAACCACACACUGUAACCACACACACAUAGACAAAGGUCAAAGGUCACACACAUCAGCAUACAGUCUAAAGGCCCUUUCAUGCUCACGUUACGUUCACACGGUGUCCAGCGUCGCCUUCAUAUGACCAUGUGACCAAUGUGCUGGAAUGAGCGUUUAUUCACCAGUCCACCAGAGGGCGCCGCUCUGAUUGAACACACUGGGCCAACUUCCAGAUAUGGUUGAAUUCUACUUCCUGUUCUAUCAGUCCAACUAUGACAAAAGCGAAGAACAAGAGUUUUAGUAUCGGUCCAGGUUCUGGUUCUGUCCAAAAGCAGACGGAUCUGUCCAUUGUUUUCCUGUGGACAGUGGGGUUAGACGGAAAUGGAUUCAGGUGAUCCUGCAGGAUGAGGGACCAAAGGCUGGGAUUCAAAAGGCUAAUACGCAUGUCUGCAGCAGAUGUUUAAUGUCUGAAGAUUAAAUAUUAACUAUUAACUAACCCUAACCCUGACAAACACCUGCCCGUCUAGAACAUCUGACACUAAGAUGACAGACACACAUACAGAAACACAAACAUUAGCCAAAAAAAGGUGAACUGAUGCUAGCAUUGGGCUAAUAUUACUGCAGCUACAUAGAAGACGUCCACUUGGACAACCCUAAACAGACCAAACUGAUGCUAGCAUUAGGCUAACAUUACUGCCGUUAAUAUUAACCACAUUUUUUUUUCUUUGCGGCCUGGUACCGGUCCGGGGCCCGAGGGUUGGGGACCACUGACGUAGAGCAUGAACGGGCCUUAAAGGACAGUAUGAACACACUAAGGUUUGUAUUCUGUGUUUUAAAGGUUCAUCCACUGGUCAGUAUUUAACUGUUACUCUUUGCUCUUAGAAUAAUUCCAUCCCAUAAUAAUCACAGACAUUAAAACCAGCGUCAAAUCAGUUCUGAACUGAAUCUGUCCAUGUAUUUGUAGUUUUUUUUGUCCUAUUGUGACACUGGAAACUCAAAACCCCUCCACCCUUCCUUCCUUCCUUCCUUCCCUCAAUCACAUGUCACACAGUUUAAGCCGAGCCGACCAAUCGCGCGCUGCCUACACCCCCGACGACAGACAGACUGACAGACCUGAUCCUGCCCUCCCCCCACCCACCCAUCCAUCCAUCUGUCCCUCCCCCUCCCAACCCGAGCCACAGCGACUGUCCGCUGCGCUAUUGGCCGAGGGGACAGUGAUUGACAGCUGCGGAGCGCGGAGGAGACCGCUCAGACUGUAGUCACAUGACUCAGACAGGGGGAGGCCACGCCCCCGUGUCACUGCCACUCAGUUGUGUCCAGAGUGGUCCUGGUGUGGAUGUGAAGCUUCCUGGGCAGUGGUGUGUUUUUGGAAAAGACGCUGGGACCGUUUGCUGCUGUGUUUUCUGUCGGUCUGAGCAGAUGAAUAAAGAGCUUUUCCUUCU